UGGAUUGAGUCUGCUACUAUUGUUGAAAUUGAUGUUGUGAAUAAUCUUUACGGACGUAACAUGUUAAUUGGUUGGUUACGACGGUCAAGCGCGGUAAUGAAGGUCUUUUCUAAAUCCUACGAAUUGUUCAAUGCUACUAUUGUUGGAAUUGAUGUUGUGAAUGAUCUUUACGGACGUAACAUGUUAAUUGGUUGGUUACGACAGUCAAGCGCGG
Molecule: messenger RNA, 214 nt
Organism: Racocetra persica
Lineage: Eukaryota; Fungi; Glomeromycota; Glomeromycetes; Diversisporales; Gigasporaceae
Source: the annotation of a GenBank genome assembly